Messenger RNA from Perca flavescens (yellow perch), 432 nucleotides. It is a transcript of the gene nppb, whose product is annotated as natriuretic peptide B. The transcript is spliced from 3 exons. The record is from RefSeq and is a predicted model, not a curated record. Gene Ontology annotation, biological process: receptor guanylyl cyclase signaling pathway; negative regulation of systemic arterial blood pressure; neuropeptide signaling pathway. The coding region runs from base 1 to 384 and encodes 127 amino acids. Gene Ontology annotation, molecular function: hormone receptor binding; hormone activity. Lineage: Eukaryota; Metazoa; Chordata; Actinopteri; Perciformes; Percidae. Gene Ontology annotation, cellular component: extracellular region; cytoplasm.
AUGCAUCUGUCCUGCUUCCUCCUCCUCAUCCUAAACCUGCAGCUGUUCAGCACAUAUCCCAUCAGCACAGGCUUGACUGACACUGACAUAGACAUCUUAAAGGUGCUCCUUCAAAGAUUAGAAGAGUCCGUUCCUAAUGUGGACCAGAGAGUCCCUGCAAGGAGGGACAGUCUGGACAGCCUGAUCAUAGAAGAGGCAGCAGAUGGACAGCAGCCUCAAACAGGACUGGAUGACGAAGCGAUCAGGGAGUUUUUCUCAGCAAAGAACCUGAAGAGCGUCCGCAACAACUCGUCCAGGAAAUCCUCAGGCUGCUUCGGUCGACGGAUGGACAGAAUAGGCUCCAUGAGCUCCCUGGGGUGCAACACUGUUGGCAAUCCAAAGUGAAGAUGAAGUCUUACCAUCAUACUUCUGGAACUGCAACGUCUUUACAAA